This is a messenger RNA of Fraxinus pennsylvanica, 357 nucleotides long. The record is from the annotation of a GenBank genome assembly. NCBI's taxonomy places the organism in Eukaryota, Viridiplantae, Streptophyta, Magnoliopsida, Lamiales, Oleaceae.
AUGGAACGAAUGCUUCAUUUUUUAAACCGUUUUGGUGGUGUUAGUUUGAUUCUUCGCCAGCCUGCAAUUUUGAAUUAUGAUCUGGAGGCACAAUUGGCUCUAAGAAUUGAGUUUUUCUUGGAUGCAAGUAGGAAGAGGAAAUUGCAUCCCAGAAUCGAUUUUCUUAUGCAGUGUGGGUUGAAUUCACAGGACAUAUUUAAGUUCUUGACCAAGGCACCAUUGUUCUCAAGUCUUUCAUUUGAGGAGAAUCUAGCAUGCAAGCUGGUUUUCUUAGUGAAGUAUGGAUAUGAGAAUAUGACAAGGGCAUUGGCUAUGGCAAUGGGAGCUGUUACUCGUACCAGCUGCAAGAAUUUGUAG